GACUUCGGAGUUGACAGACGGCAUUUGGACACCACAAACCUGAAACCUCUCGAAUGAGUUGCGCCACCCCCCCACCAUAGCCGCGUUAUCGACCACCCACACCAUAGCCGCCGCGUUAUCGACCAAGGAAAACAGAGUUCCGGUAACCACUUUCUUCAACCACUGCUACUAUUACUAAUUGUACCUAUCGUUGCUUUGUCUCGACACUGGUACUUGUUACGCCAUCUCUUUUCUCCCUCUCUCUCCCCUUUGUUUUUCUUCAACUACUAGCUGCGGAAUUUGAUUUGGAUGCUGCUCGUUUGAAACUUUGUCCAUGCUCAGCAAAUUUCUACGCGCAAACUGUGAACUGGGUCCUUUCUUGGUCCAAACAAGAAUUUCUGCAACAAGGAAGAAGAAUUGAGUUUUUUUUUUGGGUUUUUGUACGAGAAUGGUUCGUUAGCAUAUAAAAGCGGAUACUUGGCGUGUGAUACGGAAAGAAUGUCAUUGAUUGGUUUCUGAGAAAGAUUUUGAUCAGAAAUGGCUGCCGGAGGUGGGGAGGAAGCGACGACGCUGGAGUUCACUCCGACAUGGGUUGUCGCCACCGUCUGCACCGUCAUCGUCUCCAUUUCCCUCUCCGUCGAACGCCUCAUUCACUUUACCGGCGAGUAUCUGAAAAAGAAGCACCAAAAGCCCCUAUUUGAAGCUUUAGAGAAAGUGAAAGAAGAGUUGAUGCUGCUGGGGUUUAUUUCCCUACUUCUGACUGUGUUUCAAGACAGAAUAACUAAGAUAUGUGUGAAAGAGAGUCUGACCCGCCACCUCCUUCCUUGUAACUUCCCAUCAGAAUCUAUCAAUGGAGAAGGACCUUCUUCCAGUACUUCCCUUCAUCGGCGUUUGCUCGCCGCAGGCGGGGAUCAGUAUUGUGCCUCAAAGCAUAAGGUCCCAUUGGUGUCCAUUGAAGCAUUGCAUCAUCUGCACAUCCUUAUAUUCGUGCUAGCCAUUGUCCAUGUGACCUUCUGUGUUCUCCAUGUGGUAUUUGGAGGUAUAAAUAUGCGUCAAUGGAAAAGCUGGGAGGACGAGAUUUCAAGAAAUAAUUAUGAUACAGAAGAUGUUCUGAAACCAAAGUUUACUCAUGUCCAUCAACAUGAUUUCAUUAGGAGUCGCUUUCUUGGUAUUGGUAAAAGUUCAGCCUUUUUAAGCUGGGUGCAUUCCUUUUUCAAGCAAUUUUAUCAGCCCAUCUCCAAGUCAGAUUACCUGACAAUGAGACAUGGUUUUAUCAUGAAACAUAGCAAGGGAAAUCCGAAGUUUAAUUUCCACAAGUACAUGAUGCGUGCCUUGGAAGAUGAAUUUAAAGAAGUUGUUGGUAUAAGUUGGUAUAUGUGGAUAUUUGUGGUCAUCUUCUUGUUGCUGAACAUCAAUGGCUGGCACACAUACUUUUGGGCAGCUUUCAUUCCUUUACUUCUUGUACUUGUCGUGGGCACUAAGCUGGAGCACAUAAUCACCCAGUUGGCUCAUGAGGUUGCAGAGAAACAUGUUGCAAUGGAGGGUGAAUUAGUGGUAAAACCAUCAGAUGACCACUUUUGGUUUGGUCGGCCUCGCAUUCUCCUUACCUUGAUAUAUUUUAUACAAUUCCAGAAUUCUUUUGAGAUGGCAUUUUUGUUCUGGAUAUGGGUUGAAUAUGGGUUUGACUCAUGCAUAAUGGAACAUGUCUAUUUUGUCAUCCCCAGGCUUGUUGUAGGGGUAUUAAUUCAGAUGCUCUGCUGUCAUAGUACCCUACCGCUUUAUGCCAUCGUGACACAGAUGGGUAGUAAUUUCAAGAAGGUCCUAUUUGAUGAGCAAGUGCAUGCUGGUAUUGUUGACUGGGCUCAAAGAGCAAGGAAGAAGCAGCAGUUGAAGGCGGCAGCUGAAGGAUCUGAUGAAAUAAAUCCAGCUGACGGUUCUGAAAUGGAAAUUCAGCUGGGAAGAGUCGACCUCAAAGACCCCGAACCACACGACACUCGUCCGCCAGCAGCCGGGGCUGAAUGACUUGAGGAAGCCUCAGAUCAUAACAAGUGAUAGUAGUGUAGACACAAGCCUUUAUCUGGUAUAUUCUGUACAAUUAAAGCAAUAAAUCUGCAUACGGUUUCAAACUCUGAUGAGUUUAGUGAGUGUUCUUUGAUCAUUUGUGUUGUAUUGCUUUCCGGUCUUAACAGAGAGCCACAUCUCCACUGGCCUGUAGGUUGCUGCCAGGGUCUUGAGUUGGGUUAAAUUUCUUAACAACAUGCAUUCUUAUGUGUGCUCAUGUAGAGAAUUAGAGCUAUUCUUAACAAGAGGCAGCCUGCCAUUUCCCA
Molecule: messenger RNA, 2306 nt
Organism: Diospyros lotus (date-plum)
Lineage: Eukaryota; Viridiplantae; Streptophyta; Magnoliopsida; Ericales; Ebenaceae
Product: MLO-like protein 1
Exons: 14
Coding region: 517-2001 (494 amino acids)
Biological process (GO): defense response
Cellular component (GO): membrane
Source: RefSeq, a predicted model, not a curated record